Physella acuta is the source of this 6024-nucleotide messenger RNA. Its product is annotated as doublecortin domain-containing protein 1. Gene Ontology annotation, molecular function: microtubule binding. Gene Ontology annotation, biological process: regulation of mitotic cytokinesis; intracellular signal transduction. Gene Ontology annotation, cellular component: midbody. Lineage: Eukaryota; Metazoa; Mollusca; Gastropoda; Physidae. The record is from RefSeq and is a predicted model, not a curated record.
AACCGCAGCAUUAAUCACCUAGGCGAAUCAAACAAAUAGCAAAGAUGGCGACACAAAGAUUGGAUUCAAAACUGGAGAGACCGGAGCUUGUACACCUGCCUCCUCACUGCACCAAAACAAAAAGUGAACUCAUAAGUUAUGAAGACUUGUUAGUCACACAGUACUUAGAAAAUCUAAAGCGCCAGAAGACUGUAACAGUUACCAAUGUUGAUAACCAGAACAGACUACAAAUUCCAUUGUCCCCCUACCUUAAAAGUCAGCAUAGAAGAUAUCAGCGACCUGGCUCAGCCGUCUCCAGCAGAUACAGCAGCAGGCCAAAGAUUGAUGAAAAGUUUAUUGCAGAUCACAACUUGUGGGAACCAGCAACACCAAGACAACCUCAACGCCUGCGACCUGCUAGUGCACAACGCCUGCGACCUGCUAGUGCACCAGUAAAACACAACAGACCCCAAUCUGGCAUAUCUCAUAGAUCAAGGCCCUUAUCUGGUCAUCGAGUAGGUUUUAAAAAACAGCCUUACAUAAUCAAGGUCACGGCAUACGUCAAUGGUUCCAGAGAAAAGUGUGUUAACAUGGCUGCCCCUACCAUCAAAAUUCUGUGUGAGAUGGCAACAGAAAAGCUGGGCCUGCCAUUUGCUGCACGUAGAGUGUUCCUAGAGGAGGGUGUGGAGGUCUUCUCUGGCCAGGACAUCCCCCAGUACCAGGACGUCUACAUCUCAAUGGGGGAGAACUUCAAGGAUCCUUACCACACAGCUCAAAGAAAUGUUAUCAUUCGCAACAAGUCUGUGUGGAGUUUGGGAGGAGUUAUCCUGCCUGAGCAGAGACACACAAAAGGGAGGAGAACUCUGAUGUCAAAACGCAUGAGAACUUUGUGUGAGAACAAGAAAGUCCGGAUCAUUAUCUACAAGAAUGGUAGCAGCACAGAUCCUGCAGAAGUUGUUGCAGAUUUGAAGAACAUGACUGAUUUCCUCAACAACUGUACCGGCAAGCUGAACUUGAGGAACCAUGCCAAGUUGGUGUAUGACUGGAAUGGUCAGGAAAUUCUUGACUUGGCUGACACUCCCAUGUUGGAUGACACCAUCAUACCUCAGGGCAAAACUCCACUGCUUGGCCCCCUCUGGAUCUCCGCGGGGGAGCGCUAUAGUCCGUCGGGGACCCAGGGUUUCCUCCUGCUCAUCCAGACUGGUCUCAGAGAAAAACUCAAAGCUGCCAAAAAACAGAAAAAAGAUGUAGAUUUAGUUCUGAACAACACAAAAGAUGAAGUGAAAGACACAUUGAUCCUGUCCAUGUCUACAGAAGAACUUUAUGAAGCCAGUGACAAGCUGGAUGAGAAGAUAGAGACCUACAAGUCCACACUAGAAACUAUCAGAGAAAAAAUGGAGGCAUUGAAGGAAGAAACGUCAAAGGAGGAAGAGCAAGGAAUGAAUUAUCGCAUGACUCACAUCAAAGAACUUUCUUCAGAGGAUAGACUGGUUGGUACCAAAGGAAUCAAACUCAAGGUCUUUGAAAAUGGUAAAGUCAGUGGUGAAUUUAUCUACUAUUUUAACUUGCGAGAAGCCAUGAAAGGAGCAGACAGAGAAAAAGCUAUGCUCAGGCUGCUGGACGAGCUGUCUGCCAGCAGGUUUAGUGCCGGAGUCCAUCGCAACUUGAACAGUGUGGCCACCAGGCUGUACACCAAAGAUGGAGGGGAGAUCACUGACAUCUACAAGCUACAGCCUGACCAGUCCGUCUGGCUCUCUUUUGGGGAGCCUUUCAUUUGCCCAUUCACCUAUGUACUGAACCUGUUUGUUGAGAGAGCCACUCAAGUGCUGGACGCCGGUGGUGCUGAGAGGAUUGUCCGAGAAAACUUGAGCCAGUCACCUGAUGGGGACCUGACCAAAGACCUGACCAAGUGGGAGGCGGCCGCUGGGUUCCCUGCGGACUACGACUCUGCUGAUGCUGCACGUCUGCAGUUUGAUCCAGAUAAAAUUGAAAGUUUGCUCCAAUUUUCAGAGAUCGACCGUAGCUCACACUUUUUGAUCAAUAAAGAGAAGAGGACGCAGGUGUUGUAUGCUGAGCUUGGGGUGGCAGAGAAAACCCACUCCAAAUAUCAGAUCUUUGUUUUUACUGAGAGUGGACAUAUAUACUGCAAAGCUGCACCUCAGCUCUGCUUGGCUGUGCUGGAGGAAAGAGCAGAAUUCAAAAUACAAAAUACAGAACUUAACAUUGAAGGCUUUGUCGUUGGCAUGCAAAAGAAAAUGCCAGGGAAUAGCUGCCAGAUUUGGCAGUGUUUGCCAGACGCAACCAUUUGUUGCCAGGCAUACCCAAACCUUCUGCUGACCCACCUGGGCAACAAGAGGUCUGACUUUGAGGACCAGGCACCACACAACAAGACCAAAACUGGAGGCAUUGUCUCCCUGAUGCUCACAGAGCCCCUCCCAAAAAAACAAAAGUCACCUCAAAGAUUUGCACUCAAGCAAGAGCGUCUGGACAAUUUAGGUCAGUGGAAGUUUACAGAGACAAGCAAUCAGGAAUGGAAAAAACUGGCGUAUUCUUGGCCUGUUACUGCCAGUGGACAGUUAAAUAAACAAUAUGACUGGCCAAUGGAAGGUUACCUUAUUCCUAAUGCACCACCUAUACGCAAAUCUGACAAAAAAUUGGGACUUUCUGGGGUGACACCAGCAAGGCUUAGGGUCUUAAAAAAUGGUGAACGCAACUUCUCAUUAGCUGUCAGUGUUGUUGGCCCAAACAUUAGCAAUUUGGUGAAAGACAACACACCCGAGUCAAAAAGUAAAGAGAAGCCAGAGCUUGCCAUGCUGUCUGCUGGUACAGAGCUCCACUGUAUGGAGAUGUCAGUCCUCAGCAUGGAGUUCCAGAUGUUUCUGGAUCACUGCACCUCUCUGUUGGAUCUGCCAUUUGCUGCCAGAAGACUCUUUGAUGCAGAAGGGAAAGAACUCUUUCAUAUCCAAAACCUGGAGCGAGAUGCCUUGGUGUACGUGUCCUGUGGCGAGGAAUGGUCCAACCCCCAAUACUCUAAAGAAGAACAAAGCCGACGGUUCCUCUUGUCACAGCUCACAUCUGAUGUUGUUAAAAUACAGCAGUUUUGUUCCAUGAGGAACCCUGAAAACUUUGUACUUGAAAUCAGUGGCCCUGUGGCUCCAGGAAGUGAACUGGUUGUAAACAAAGAUUGGUUGCAUCAAGUCCCACAGGACAGCAGGCAGGAACAAGCUACACUCAGUGGAAGAAGUGCUCAGCAAUUCUCCCAGUAUGAUGAAGAAGAUGAAAACAUUGCUGAUUCAAGUCACGUUUUAACAUCUCAUGAGCGUGCACACAUGAGGUCAGAUGAAUAUGCAAAUAACCUCAAGUGGCCUUGGGAGAGACUUGUCAAUGUCAACAACAGUUUGGACACAGAGGAUCCUGAAGCUCAGAGGUUCACAGACAGAGACCUGUAUGAAAAGUUUAAACCCCAGUCAACGCCCCACUUGUCACAAGAGAGCCUGCAGAAGUUUGCUUAUGAAGACGGCUACAUCUCAGUGGCCUGCAACAAGGCUCUGGUUCUGUCCAUUUGCCACACUGAUGGCCGCAUGGCACGAGUCAUUUUAGCCAAACGUCACCCAGACGACAUCCACCAGAGAUGGACCUUGAGAGAAAAUGGCGAAAUAAGUGCUCGCCACAACCAGCACAUGGUCUUAAGCGUUUCAAUGCCAGCAACUGCUACAGGUUCCUCCCCCAGCCAAAGUUUUACUGGCUGUCCCAUUGUGCUUCAGGCACGAUGUACAAAUAUGUUUGGUAAAGCCCAUCAGAGGUGGCGCUACGACGCAGAGUCAGGUCUCAUCAAUGCUUUUUACACAGAACUCCCUGACAAAGAGAUUACCGCAGCCAACAGAGCAGAUGUUUGUACAUAUGCUAUUGUUCAAGGUGUGGACAUAGAUCAGCCUGGCUACCUGGUAGAGAUGUCUGGGCCAGGUGAAAAGGCCGUGCACCUGAAAGUCUGCGUCUCCUGCGCUAGAGCCAUGCGCGGAAGAUUCAAAGUUGAGCAGCUCCCAGCGAACACACGCUUUCAUUGUGCUAUGGGAGAUGCAAAGCGCCGGUCAGUCAGGCAGAUUGGCAGCCUGAAGGUGUUGCAGAACAAAGUUGACCUGUCCACCCAUGAAGCUGAGCUGACCCUGUCCAGCUGCAGGCAAAUGUUGGAGGAGCUCAAGCAGCAGACCAGCGUCAAGACAAUCAAGAAGAAAAUCAACUCAAUCAGAUCCGUCCAGAUGGUCAAGGUCAUGGCCUACAAAAAUGGGGAGGGGCGGUUGAGGAAGGGGGAAAUAAUCUGUGGGUCAAGUGUUGAAGGGAUCCUGUCUCAGUGUGGUCACAGACUUGGUUUGACCAGCGCCGCCAGGAGGAUGUAUCUAGAGGAUGGCACCAUAGUCCUGGGUGUGGAGGAGCUGGUCAGACACGCAGUGGACAACUGCAGGGCUGAGAUGGUCAGCCUGCUGCAGCAACGUGACAAACCUGUGGCUGAAGAAAAAGAUGAGCUAGCCCAGCUAGAGCAGCUGCACAGCGCAGCCAUACUGCAGGUGACAGAACAGAUGCAGAGGUCAGCUGAAAGGUUGCAGGAUAUAAAUAGAAUAACACAAGAAGAGGAGGAGUCUUCAGAGCAAAAAGAAGAUCUUCAGCAGAAAGAUGUUGACAGAGAAGAAGCCCAGAAAAUGGCCAGAGAGCAGGAGCUGAUGUUAAAAGGCAUCAAGUUACCUCCCCUUGAUGUUAUUCUCAGGGCCCCCAUUGAAGUGUGGAUCUCAAGUGGGAAAGCUUUCAUUUCCCCUGAUGUUGUGGAAUCUAAGGAAGAAAACAGAAGAAAGAAAAGAAACUUCCGUGCCCAAGUGAGCCUGGCACUAGACAUAGAAAAACACGUCCUGCGGCAGAUGCGAGGCAGACGGCUGGAGCAGAUGGAGCCUGGGGUGUACAAGUCCACCCUGUCCAGCACGCAGCCAGUAGUGCUGGAGAAACAUUGGCAGGAGCCUACAGUGGAGGAGAUGGACAAACAUCAUGCUGUACACAAGCUGCAGAGUCACCUUUCUGAAAUUCGAGCUUAUCAAUCUGAAAAAAAUUCAAGCUUUAGUGGAAUCAAAUUAGAUGGAAGAUUAUACCAACAGCCAAACAUGAAACGUGUCCUGGUCUAUCCUAAUGGUGAAUCUGUGGAGCGGAGCAUCUAUGUUUGGGGCAGCUCACUGGAGGAGAUCCUUGACAACGCCACAUUCAAGCUGUCUUUGAGGAAACAAGCAAAGAUCAUCUACACUGUGGAAGGUCAAAGGGUCCAGAGUUUUGAUGAGAUCCAACGUGACCAGUUGCUCUGUGUCUCAACUGGCAAGUCUUUCAUGCAGAUGGUCCAAGAAAAGGUCAACAUAGAGGUCAAGGCUAACUGGGGAAGGGCCAGAAAACAGUAUGGGUCAAAGGCCACGGAUGUGGUUGUCCAAGUCCAGAAAAAUGCUCGGGUUGAUGUUGACCCAUUUGGUCCCCCGCUGCUGGCCCUCCCAGAAUGCCCUGCUGAUUGUGGGGACUCACAGUGAGGCUGACUCUACUAGGGGCGCAAUGUUGGCCAGUCACAGGUGGCCAGUCACUGGUAGCCAGUUUUAACAGAUUCAUUUUUAUAUACAUUUUUAAAAUUACAAAUGUAACUGUAUGUACCAAGCCUAAUUUAAUAUAUUUGUUUGAUUCAUUGAGUUUUGAAUGUACAAUUCACUCAAUUUUGAUGCUGGCUGCACCCUGUACAAUUAUUUUUGUUGAAAAAGAAAAUGUAAUGACUUGACUUUUACAGGAAUAUCAAAAUUGUGUAUUUUGUUGUGAAACAAACUGUAAACUCGGAAAUUGACUAAGAUGAAUUAAUGCUAACUGACCAAAGACUGUACUACAUUUGUUGAGAAAUUUGUCUUGUGUCAGUCAUUAUGUUUAUGUACUUGUAAACCUAAAUUGUCAUCUUCUACUGUGAUUUUUAUGUGAUCUCCAUCUUAUUGUAAAGUGCAGGCUGUUCUGAUAGAGUAUAUUUCACAUUAAAAAAUGUAU